Molecule: messenger RNA, 1531 nt
Organism: Lycium barbarum (goji berry)
Lineage: Eukaryota; Viridiplantae; Streptophyta; Magnoliopsida; Solanales; Solanaceae
Product: protein PMR5-like
Exons: 5
Coding region: 91-1263 (390 amino acids)
Cellular component (GO): Golgi apparatus
Molecular function (GO): O-acetyltransferase activity
Source: RefSeq, a predicted model, not a curated record
AACAUUCUUUCUUCAACUUCCCUCAUUUUUUUUUUCUCUUUCUCUGUUAUUCUCUGCUACUAUUAUAUCCCUUCCUUUCAAUUUUCUCCAAUGAAUCUUCUCUCUUCUACUACAACUAAAUCAUUUUCCUUUAGAUUUCUAAUAUGUCUUUUUUUACUACAAUUUUCCUAUGUAUUUUCAUUAGCAUCUUUAAAGAACCACCAAAAUAAACAAAUUCAUAAAAAGCCAAGGCUUUUGGCAAAUUUAACUUCAUGUGCUUUGUUUAAGGGUACUUGGGUUUAUGAUGAAACUUAUCCAUUGUAUCAAUCUUCUUCUUGUCCAAUUAUUGAUUCACAAUUUAAUUGUCAAAUGUAUGGAAGACCUGAUACUGAUUACCUCAAAUAUAGAUGGAAACCAGCAAAUUGUGAAAUUCCAAGGUUCAAUGGGAUAGACUUUUUGAUGAGAAUGAGAAGGAAGACAGUGAUGUAUGUGGGAGAUUCAUUAGGAAGGAACCAAUGGCAGUCAUUGAUUUGUAUGAUAUCAGCAGCAGUCCCACGAGCUCAAACAAAGAUGAUCACUGGUGACCCUAUCUCUACUUUCAAAUUCCUGGACUAUGGAGUAUCUGUAUCAUUUUACAGAACACCUUAUCUGGUGGACAUAGACUUAGUGCAAGGGAAGAGAAUUCUAAGAUUGGAUGAUGUAUCCAAGAAUGCCAAUGCUUGGAAAGGUGUAGAUGUGCUUUCUUUCAAUACUGGCCAUUGGUGGACUCACAAAGGGGCUCUCCAAGGGUGGGACUACAUGGAUUUAGGAGGCAAAUUGUAUCAAGAUAUGGAUAGGCUGGUGGCACUAGAACGAGGCUUAAGGACAUGGGCAAGAUGGAUUGAUGCAAAUAUUGACAAAAGUAGAACAAGACUCUUCUUUCAGGGUGUUUCACCUACACAUUACAACCCAAGCGAUUGGACCACCGACGCGUCGGUGGCGUCCUCCGCGAGAAGCUGUUACGGCGAGACCGUGCCGAUGACCGGCACGACGUAUCCGGGCACGUACCCGGAUCAAAUGAGGGUGAUGCAGGCUGUGAUGAGGGACAUGAACAACCCUCCAUUUCUCUUGGACAUAACAUUUCUAUCAGCUAUGAGAAAAGAUGCACACCCUUCUAUCUAUAGUGGUGCACUCACUUCAGAGCAAAGAGCAAAUCCUGAUCACUCUGCUGAUUGUAGUCAUUGGUGCAUUGCUGGUUUGCCUGAUACUUGGAACCAACUCUUUUACACUGCCCUUUUCUUCUAGCUUCCACUACUAAAAAAUACAUGAGUUAACGACGGACAAAUUCUGCAGUUAAACAACAAAAUCCGUCGGAUUAACGAUGAAGUUAUAGGUAAUUCUAGUCAUUUGUCUUAGUGUUUUAAUAUUUUCCUCUUUAUAUGUUUUGCUGGCAAUUGAUGCAAUUCAUUUUAGGAAACAGUACAAAAUUUUAACUCUACAAAGAUCAAACAUGUACUUGGUAAAGUUUUAAUUCCUGUUGGGGUGUAAAUGCUAAAGAAAACUAUCUUGUUCA